AUGGAGCCCACUGAAGAACCUUGUCAGAUUCGCAAAGAUAAGUUUUUAGAAGUUCCUAAUCUGUCAGAUUCUGUGUGUGAAGAUGAAGAAGUUAAAGCGACCUUCAAGCCUAGCUACUCCCCUCAGCCAAGCAGACGAGGGUCGGGAUCUUCUGAAGACACAUACCUGGACACCCCAACUUCAGCGUCCAGGAGGGUUUCCUUUGCAGACAGUCUUGGACUCAGUCUUGUGUCCGUUAAAGAAUUUGAUUGCUGGGAUUUACCAAGUUCAACCGAUUUUGACUUAAGUAGGAACAUCUUCCACACAGAAGAAUAUGUUUUGUCUCCACUGUUUGAACUGCCCUCAUCUAAAGAAGAGCUUAUGGAACAGCUUCAAGUCCAGAAAGCAGUGCUGGAGUCAAUUGAACACCUUCCCGGGUCGACAAGUGUGAAGGGCAUUAUUCGAGUUCUGAACAUUUCUUUUCAGAAGUUAGUAUAUGUGCGCAUGUCCUUGGAUGACUGGCAGUCGCAUUAUGACAUUUUAGCGGAAUAUGUUCCUAAUUCAUGUGAUGGUGAAACUGACCAGUUUUCUUUUAAGAUUUCAUUGGUUCCUCCGUAUCAAAAAGAUGGCAGUAAAGUUGAGUUUUGCAUACGCUAUGAAACUUCUGUCGGUACCUUUUGGUCAAAUAAUAAUGGCACCAAUUAUGUACUGGUUUGUCAAAAGAAAAGGAAAGAGCCGGAGCCCAUAAAACCAUUGGAAGAAGCUUCGAGUAGACAAAUAAAAGGCUGCUUAAAGGUAAAAUCAAGUAAAGAAGAAUCAUUGCUAACAUCUGAAGAAAAUAAGCUUGAGAAUUUGAAGUUCACAGAUGCCUACAUCCCAACAAUCAUUUGUUCUCUUGAGGACAAGGAUGACUUGGGAGCCAGUCAUCAAAAUGUAGAAGGUAUCAACACGGAGCGUGAUGAACGUAAUGAAAAAGAAAUAGACUUGAUGAUAAGCCAACGGCUGAUAUCUUCCCGGGAUGAAAAGAAGACAUUUUCAACAGAUCCAGUCAAUUUCACAUAUAAAGCUGAGGGAUCGGAGGAGAAGCAAGGUUACCAUGGAAUUCCUACUGACUUGUUCAGAAGGCCUUUGUCUCCAAGUUUACCAGAAGAAAUCCCCUUAAAGAAAGAUUUCUAUCGCAGCAAAAACUAUUCCCCAGGAAAUGAAUAUGGUCAUACACCUUCAGAGGAGAUUUCUUCACAUGUGGGAGAAAUUGGGCCAGCAGUGGGAGAUGCUAGCUCUGAUGAAUUAACUCAACUGAACCUCUGCAGCAAGGAAGUCCUCGAUGACAAUGCCAACCCAGCCCAUGGGUCUGACAAAAUGCAAACAGUAUACUCCUCCUAUGACCAGCUAAUGGCAGGCAGUCUUCAAAAGAGUGAAGCAGGAGUCAAGAAAACUGGAAUAAAAGAUUACAAAUAUUCAAGAAGUGAUUUCUAUUUGGAGGCAUCCACAAAUCUGGAAGAAUCAAAUGCAUCUUCAAAAGAUGAUUUCACCAAGGACAAUGUUGCAGAGGAGCAGAACACAUGCUUAGGUGUUAAUGAAAAUCAAAGCACGAAUUUUCAAUCAAUAUUCCAGAACCAAGAUAGACAAAUGGGGCAUCCCAAAAUACGCAUUGAAGGGACUAAAGAGAAUAACAAAGAAUUAACCACUCUACUAAGCAAAGACACUACAACUACUCCCUGGACAGUGACGGUAGAUCCCUAUCGUUCAACAAAGAGAAAAGUUAAUUGGAGAGAAGCUGGCAAUGGUACCAAUUUGGAACCAAGAGCUUCUCAUCUUGGUUCACCAAGAAAUGGCAAUGUUCUGACGGAUGAUUAUCUUUUUCAAGGUGAGAGGGGAAAAUCAGAUGCUAGUAGUCAGGAAGAUCAGCAUAUGAAUACACAGCAUGAAAAAAAUUGGAAUGUUCUGGAAAGUCAGCCAGAAACAAGAGGGAUUGAAACAAAUAUAACCAAGCAGAUAAAAGAACAAGCAGAGUGUAAAGACGUGUGGGAAAAAAGAGACGACAUGAGAGGUCUGAAAGCUCCCCCUGCAGAACAAUUGUUUACCUGCCAAGAGACAGAGGGCUAUGAACUGUCUUCUCCAGCUCAUCAUGGUAUUACUGAGAAAGCAGAAGCACUUACAGCUUAUAUAAUUAAGACAACGUUAGAAAGUACUCCAGAAAGCAUGUCUGCUAGAGGAAAGGCAAUAAUUGCUAAGCUACCUCAAGAGACAGUACGAAGUGACAGGCCCAUCGAGGUAAAAGAAACAGCGUUUGAUCCACAUGAAGGCAGAGGGGAUGAUUCGCAUUAUACCCUUUGUCAUGGAGAUACAGCGGGUGUAAUCCAUGUCAAUGAUUUUGAAAAGGAAUCCCAUUCAGCUAUUUGUAAUGUAUAUGUAGAUGAAAUGGAGAAGGAGGCAACCACAUCGCCACGCAAUCCUAGGAAGACACUUGACAAGGAACAACGUGGAACUGGAGUUGUAACAUCUACAGACGAACCUUCACAGGUCAUUACAGGCAAUCAAAAAGGUACGUCAAACCUGGAUUUACAUUUGGGAGUGUUACCAACAGACAAAGCAAUAUUCCCAGAAAAGAAAGGUCUUGGGCUGCUUCAAGAAUCAUCACGGAGAACAGAGUUCGAUGCUGUUCAUUCUGCGUUUAUUUCAGGCACUGUCAGCCCUUCUCAGAGCAGCCCUCAACUUUACAAAUGUCAGUCAAAAACUUCAGAACCCUCUUCCGGAUGGCCAGUUACUGAAGAGAAAGCAGUUACCAGCACAAUACUCCAGGCCUUUCCUACCAAAUCAGAAUAUACUUGCCAUCCAGAAAGUGAGAUCCUGGGCCAUGCCAUGUCUAAAUUUGAUGAUGUUUCCAAUAGUUUGGAAAUAAUGGAAUCAGGUAGAGGAAGAGAAAGACAUGUGGGUCGGAUUGUCCAACAAAAAGAAGGUAAAAGCUUGGAAAAAUCCCAAGGUCCAAUGAUUUUAAUCAGUGAACCUCUUGAGAAUCUGGAGGAGGCAAGGUCUGACAUUAAAGAAGUAAGGUGUUUUGAAAAGUCACAAAGCCAUUCAGACGACAAAGGGUCAGAGAGCCCUGCUUCUGCUACUCUUUCUGACCAGAAUGUCCAAGCUCAGGUUACAGAGUCUCUGCUCUCCGCAUACAUCAACUCUAAAAUACCUUAUUUCCUUUUGUUUCUGAUAUUUCUAGUGACUAUCUACUACUAUGACUUAAUGAUUGGCUUGGCGUUCUACAUUUUUUCCUUGUACUGGUUAUACUGGGAAGGGGGAAGGCAAAGAGAGUCAGUCAAAAAGAAGUGA
Molecule: messenger RNA, 3306 nt
Organism: Alexandromys fortis (reed vole)
Lineage: Eukaryota; Metazoa; Chordata; Mammalia; Rodentia; Cricetidae
Gene: Ppp1r3a
Product: protein phosphatase 1 regulatory subunit 3A
Exons: 4
Coding region: 1-3306 (1101 amino acids)
Biological process (GO): regulation of glycogen biosynthetic process
Cellular component (GO): protein phosphatase type 1 complex
Molecular function (GO): glycogen binding; protein phosphatase 1 binding
Source: RefSeq, a predicted model, not a curated record